UAUAUCCCAUUUAAGAAUCUGAACAUUUAAAAAUCUUCAUUUUAAGUUAGAUUACUAAAAAUUUGUUAGCUUUUUUAUGUUUGUAGUAAAUUUUUUAAAUUCUUGUAGUUAUUUUUCACAAUUUUUGCAGUUUAAAUUCUCAAUUCUUGUACUUCAAUGGACAGCCGAGGAGGAAACAGGAAAUCGGUUUCAUUCCGUGAAACAAUCGACAGCCAAGUGAUUUCACAAGAGGCGUCAGAAGUUAUGACUAAUUUUUCAGCAACAGACGACCAUACUCAAGAUUGCUUGCCAGAAAAAGAGAAGACCGAUACUUCAAAAGUGGAGCCUCAGACCUAUCGAAGACAUGAAGAUUAUAUGUCAAUACUGGACAUGAAAUUGCACGGCAAAAUAGAAUCAAAUCUAUCACUUAAAGAAGAUGUCAAUAAACACGAAACAUUACUGGUGAAAUUUUUGAUCGUUGUUUUCUUUGUGCUGGGUAUCCUGAUAUUUACCUACUCAAUUGCUAUAACAGAACAGCUCCAAUUCCUCUUCAUGAGCAGCGGCGAUAAGACCAGCGUUACAAGGAGCAACCACCCUUCGAUGGGAUCUUUCACUAUGAAUCCAAGAUCCAUCAUAGAUGUUUGUCUAGUUCAAGAAGGUAAACUCUUCCUCAAACUGCGUUAUCCGUUCUACGGGCAGAAUUAUUGUUUCUCGUAUGUAAAUAAUUCUGAGAAAAUGGGUCACUUUCUACUUGAAAGUCCUCAAAUGAUUGUACCCCUACCCCAUGACGAUACAAGUGGGAACAGUUGGCAAAUUCUUUUAACACGACUCUCAACCACACGAAAAUUCGCUCAGCCACAAUUCGAACUUUUGCAGGUCAAUGCUUCAAUUUGCAAGUAUGGCAGCAGCAAAAAUGCGUGGAGAGAACUGAUGGCACAAAACUUGAACUGUUGGAAACAGCUGUAAAACUUUUAACUAAAAAAACGGACCGGAAGCUCAACAUAUUUAAAAAAAAACUGGAACUUAGAAAAUCAGGGCGCUGUUUCUCCAAGACUUCAAGUCACGCGCUAUUAUUUCAAAUUAUU
Messenger RNA from Symsagittifera roscoffensis, 1064 nucleotides. RefSeq lists its product as uncharacterized. Lineage: Eukaryota; Metazoa; Xenacoelomorpha; Acoela; Convolutidae. Bases 157 to 945 code for a protein of 262 amino acids. The record is from RefSeq and is a predicted model, not a curated record. The transcript has 4 exons.